UUUAUUGGCGCUACUUUGAGGGGGACUUUACAGCUUCUUGUCAAGGCGUGAUUCCCCCAACUAGAAGAAUGUUUCACUUUGGCUUUCUGUCAAUCUGUAGUUUGGUGCUUGUUUUGCCGUGUUCUUACGGCAUCGAAUAUUCAAAUUUCUCGUCCUUUAAUGGAGGAAAUUACACAGUCCGUUGGAAGUUCCAGAAUGAAACACAAAUGUUUUAUUUUAAAGUUGAGGUGAUCGCGACUGGCUGGAUCGGAUUUGGAAUAUCAAAGUUGUUGUGGCCCAAGGAAGAAAGCUUACAGUGGAAUAGACAGUCAAUGCAGGAUUACGAUGUCAUUGUUGGUGGAAUGUUUGAUAAUAAUACCCAUUACUAUAAGGAUUGUAUGACUAGAGGGUAUAUGGCCCCAGAGGUGGAUGAAAAGCAAGACUGGAAUGUUACAAAGAUAACUGAAAUUGACGGUGUGACAACUAUGGAAUUCAAUCGGAAGAAAGAUACUGAUGACAUUGAUGACAAUGUCAUUGGGCCUGGCAGUAGAUGGAUGGUGUGGGCUUACCAUUACACUAAUGAUACUACAAAUGGAAUGGAAAAACAUACACAUAAAGGAUUUGAAGAGGUUGCUUUUUUUAAGCAACCAAGGGAAAAACCUAUGGUGGAGGCUAUUGACAAUGACCCACACACAACUGGAGCCAGCACAAUAGCAGUCUCUAUCAUUGGCAACUUUUUGCUGUUUAUCAUUGCAGUCAUUUUCUUUUACUAGAUCAUGAGUUUUGAGGGCAUUCCAUGGAACUUCUGGCAAAUAUUUCACUUCGGUUUUCGGUUUUUUUUUAUCAUCGCACACUAUUUACAGUAAAAACAACUUAACGUAAGAUGGUUUACAAUGGUAUAGGAAACAUAAAUACAGAUAGAAACUAAUUAAUCUUCUCUAAAUACAUAUUACAAGCCUUUGAAAUAAUACAUAUAGAUGGGUUUUGCUGCAUUCCAAAAUUAUAUUAAUUGCGAGUGACAUUUUUGCCAGUAUUUUAAAAUAAGACCAAGAACAAAUAACUGUACUAGCCUAUAAACAAGAAAUAAAACAAAUUUGUUGCAUACGUUGAUUAUAAUAGGAAAUGUUGAUUCUGUGGAUAGCAUUUUCAGAAAACCCACAUGUAAUUGGACUGAUUGAAAAGGACUCUUUUACAGUCACAGUUUACAUGUAAAACUUAACGUCAAUAUGGCUCGAUUCAGAUACAGUAUAUUGGUUAGGCCUAGUUCACAUUGGCGACAUGAUGAGAUAAACUAGGUAAUGAGUUCACAGUAGUGAAGAAAUGACAUAAAUAACAUAAUGAGAUAGUGACAGAACGACAUAAUACUUACAUUGCAAUGUGAACAUCAUCAUAAAAGCAUAAGGAAAAGAUCAGUUUUUUCCGUAUGUCGUUAUGUUCACGCUGUUAUGUUGCUAUAUUUCAUUACGUCAGGAUGUUCACACUGCAAACACAACAACAUAACAUCCUUCUUGUGUUGUUAUGUAUGUUGCUAGUGUGAAUGAGGCCUUAUCUAUUACUUUGGUGUAUGUUUGUAUGAAUUUCCUGGGUUAGUCUUGAUUGUAUUUAUGUAUGUACAUGUACAUGUCUAGUGGACGUAAUUGCAUUUAGGCCUUGGGCUUAUUAGCUGCAAAUUAGGUUGCCAAUUUUAACUUACAUGUACUACACUGCAUAGACACCCUUUGCUCUAGUAGGAGCCUAAAGGCACUGUAGGAAUUAAGUCACACUGUGCAUGUACAUGUAUGUGCUUCCAGCAAUGGAAGAAAACAAAAACACAGGUACAUUUACAAGAAUAUGUUGUACAUUUUGUCCAGUACAAGUACCAAGCUACACUGUACACUCAGUUUCAAAGAGAACUGACACAGUCACUGGUUAAGAGCAUCAUUUUAGAAAUGUUAUACAUUGAUACCUAGUGUGUCCUUUCUCUUCCUUAUCAGUGUUGUCUGAAUUUUAGCACUGUACUUAAACUUAUUAUAUCAACUAAAUAGAAAAGGGAAGGGGGCUCGGAAAUGAUCUGCUUAUUUUUACAGUGAGGACAAGUUUGAGAAGUUUCUCAACUCUUUUGCAGCUGUUUGUACAGUAAGACUACAAUAUUAGUUACAAUUACAGUCGAACCUCCUGUAAGCGGCCACCCAAAAUGUCAAGCCUAGUUGGUCGCUAACGGGAGGUGGUCGCUUAUGAGAGCUUAGACCAUAUUGGGUCAAUAUUGUGCCUCAUUAGCAUCUAGUAGCUGUAGAGACUUACCCAUGCGUUAACGCUCAUCUAACCCAACUUAUAACUUUUUGUGGCCACAAAAAUAUUUAUGCUUUCCAAUGUGUUUAUUCAGAAUGUCACUCUGUUAAACUACUUAAUAAGGAGAACGGUAAGAGUCUCACGAUAGUUACAAAUUGGAUCUUUAAUGUUUUCUAAACGUUAGGGGCAACUGAACAUCAACUGAUAAGGAUUGGAAAUUGCUAGCUUUAAAUUUGACAGCCCUAUUAUAUUGCUGGUGAUUCUAAUUGUCUGUAAUUAUAAGACAUUUUUAUAAGGUCGUCUCUUUUAAGACUGAUAGAGUACAGUGUAUGUGCAGUUUUCUCUAAAGUUUUAAAUUUUUGAUUCAUGUAAAAAGUCA
Messenger RNA from Orbicella faveolata, 2626 nucleotides. Its product is annotated as DBH-like monooxygenase protein 2 homolog. The record is from RefSeq and is a predicted model, not a curated record. Gene Ontology annotation, molecular function: dopamine beta-monooxygenase activity; copper ion binding. NCBI's taxonomy places the organism in Eukaryota, Metazoa, Cnidaria, Anthozoa, Scleractinia, Merulinidae. Gene Ontology annotation, biological process: octopamine biosynthetic process; dopamine catabolic process; norepinephrine biosynthetic process. Gene Ontology annotation, cellular component: secretory granule membrane.